AUGGGCGACGGCACGGUGGCCGUAGGCGCAUACGCGGGGUGCGCCGAGCAGGGCAUCUACAGCACGGCUCUCGGGGCGUACGCCGGCAAGACGUCUCUCGGGGCCCGCUCCACGGCCAUAGGCGCGUACGCGGGGUUCAAGGACCUCGGACCACAGGCCCUGGCUGUGGGCUACUCGUGCGCGGCCGGCUCGAGUGACUCUGCGACUGGUAGGACGGAGUCGUCCACCUCGAUAGGAGCCAUGAUCCCCAGCAACCCGCCCGGGGGCGUGGUCGUCGGCUUUGGGGCGUCAAGCGAGGCCUCGGGCUCCAUAGUGGUGGGCUACAAGGCCCAGAGCCGGGCUGCGAACUGCCUUGUAGUCGGCGCCGAGACCAGCGGGGUUGCCGGGAUCGAGAACGCAACGUACAUGGGGGCCGUGCGGAGCGACGACAUUGCGGUGGACCUUGUCCACAACCCCGAGACGCACGAAUGGCUAAAGGUACAGGGCGGGCUCGACAACGUGCGCCCGGUGCCGGACGACUACACGGUUCCAACAGAGACUAGCCGGGAGGUGCGACUACCCCGAGAGGUGGCC
This is a messenger RNA of Sphaeroforma arctica JP610, 573 nucleotides long. RefSeq lists its product as hypothetical. The annotation marks the transcript as partial. The record is from RefSeq and is a predicted model, not a curated record. The transcript has a single exon. NCBI's taxonomy places the organism in Eukaryota, Ichthyosporea, Ichthyophonida.